Molecule: messenger RNA, 1908 nt
Organism: Gryllus bimaculatus (two-spotted cricket)
Lineage: Eukaryota; Metazoa; Arthropoda; Insecta; Orthoptera; Gryllidae
Source: the annotation of a GenBank genome assembly
AGUAGAAUUAACUUCAUGAACGGAACGUUAUUCAUUGAAACAUUAUUAUAUUCAAUGUUUCAUAAAAUUGCGAGUUUCCCAGAGAGUAUUGGUGCGAGGAUAUAUACUUGGAUAUAUACUCUUUGGGUGCGAGUUGAACAUCACCCGUGGUGUCAGUGUUGCGUGUGUUGCACUGUGUAGCGCUGUGUUAGAGGUUAUUUUGCACGUUCGAGAAUAGAAAAAAGUUAGUUGUACUGGCUUAAAAACUCAAUACAGUUUCAGCGUUAAACAAUGAUCAUUCCGAUACGUUGUUUUACCUGCGGAAAAGUUAUCGGCAAUAAAUGGGAGGCGUAUUUGGGACUUCUUCAGGCUGAGUACACUGAAGGAGAUGCUUUGGAUGCCUUGGGUUUGAAGAGAUACUGCUGCCGAAGAAUGUUGCUUGGUCACGUGGACUUGAUUGAAAAAUUGUUGAAUUACGCACCUCUAGAGAAGUAAUGUUUCAAGCGACUUCCAUAGGUGUAUCAAAAAUGAAGCCAAAUAAAAAAGUUUUUUUGUACCUAAUUUAUAUUCUUUCUGAGAUGUGAAUGUCGUGAACAUAUGCUUGUGAAGUAUUGUAUAUAAAUAAAUUAAUUAUCUUUGCAUAUUUACUGGUUUCACACAUUUUCCUCAAUAUGCAACUGAGUUAACCUUUGAUUCCACUUGAUAAUUUAAGAUUGAUUGUGUUGCAAGUGUAAUAGUGAAAACUAUUUAAAGAUAAUACUCCAUUUAAUUAAAUGUAAACCUGAAUAUAGUAUGAGUAUUAAAUAACUGUAUGCUGUAUGACAUUUUAGGUUGAAGAAAAGCUGCUUUAGUGUUUAAUAACAAUAGUAUUCGUUUAACAAAUGACUAUUUUCUUCAUUCAAUUUCAUCACAAUGUAUUGCUUCAUUUGUUAAUCAACACUCCUGUAAUUAUUUUAUUACUCUGAAAUUGUAAUUUCUUAUCCAAACUUGUUCUGCAAAGGAAGUUGUGAACUUUAAUAAGAAAAUUCAUAUCUAACUGAAGACACUUUAUUUUUAAGAAAAAUAUUCUCUUUUAUCAUCAAAGUAUAUGCAAUUGGAAUGUACAAUUAUUGUGCUAAUAAGCUCUGAUACACCUGUACAUAGUAUACUUACAAUCAUAUCAAAACCAAGAAAUAAUUCUUUAAGAUUGGCUUCGUCACAAAUUUAGCAAUUAAUUUCAAUUGCUUACAUAAUUAAUCACUGAAGACAUUACAUCACAAAGUUGUAAAUCCUUUCCCUUCACACUGUCUCUUGAUAAGGGAAAAGAGAGACAAGAAGUAACUUCUUGAUUGAGGAUUCACAAAAAACGUUAAAGGAGUUUCCGUAUUUAUACCUUCUCCUGCAACAAAAGUUCCUCGAAGAGACUCUUGAUCAGUCUGGGUCUCAAAUCCUGCACCGUGGACUAGUCCUGUGCUACGGCGCACAAAAUCUACAACUCUAUCAUGUGAGGACACUUCUGGUGUUAGUGUGUCAUCUGUACAAAUCUGGAAGCAAACAAGGGUAGGGUCUGAUGGAUGAUCAAAGCUAGACACUUCAACUAAAGGAAGGAUGCGCUUCGUUGUAUCAUCUUCUAGAUUCACCAAGAAGAGAGCAUGAGUGCAAAGUACCAAAGCUACAGCUUCAUAUGCUCCAGAUGGUGUUAUGGCUGUUGCUUCCGUAACAAAUAACAAGGAUUCUUUACCAGCUGCUCCACUCCCUACCAACUUCCAUGCAUAUUUCAGGUGUGAAUUGACCCCACAAAAAGUGUGAUCAAUAAUUGGAUUAUGUCGAACUUCUGGCAAGGAUGCCCAUCCUGCUCCAUACAAUAAACCUUCACCAGCCCGAGCCACAAGUUCAGCAGCACCACUCAACGGCUUGGUAACAACUCCAACAAGCCCACGGCCAACACUC